Pseudonaja textilis is the source of this 575-nucleotide messenger RNA. It is a transcript of the gene LSM6, whose product is annotated as LSM6 homolog, U6 small nuclear RNA and mRNA degradation associated. The record is from RefSeq and is a predicted model, not a curated record. Gene Ontology annotation, biological process: mRNA splicing, via spliceosome; maturation of SSU-rRNA. Gene Ontology annotation, molecular function: RNA binding. Lineage: Eukaryota; Metazoa; Chordata; Lepidosauria; Squamata; Elapidae. Gene Ontology annotation, cellular component: U6 snRNP; nucleolus; sno(s)RNA-containing ribonucleoprotein complex.
GGAGGCGGGCGGGAAAGGCAUGAACCGAAGGCUGUAUGUAACACUGGCUGGGGAAUUCUGGGAGUUGAAGUCCGCCAGGCUUAAAGUGGCCACGGUUGGAGACCCCUACUGUAGUAGAUGGCGGGGGCGGUUCAGAGCACUUGUAAGAUACCAAAAUGAGCCUACGAAAACAAACUCCAAGUGAUUUCUUGAAGCAAAUCAUAGGAAGACCAGUUGUUGUAAAAUUAAAUUCUGGAGUUGAUUACCGAGGUGUACUAGCCUGCUUGGAUGGCUACAUGAAUAUUGCUCUAGAACAGACAGAAGAGUAUGUAAAUGGACAAUUGAAAAAUAAAUAUGGAGAUGCCUUCAUCAGAGGAAAUAAUGUGUUAUAUAUAAGUACACAGAAGAGGAGAAUGUGAGCCUAUUUGAAGACGGAGUAUUUCAUAUUAACUUUUCUUAAUAAAUGUUUUGUUUUUGCCUUCUGUUCUAAAGUUGUAUAACCUGUAUGGAAAAGUUGUUUUUUAAAUGUUAAAACAAAAUGGAACAUUUUCCUGUUCCAACAUUAUUUGUAUUAUAAUUUGGAAAGAAAUAAAAAA